Musca domestica (house fly) is the source of this 5505-nucleotide messenger RNA. RefSeq lists its product as uncharacterized. The record is from RefSeq and is a predicted model, not a curated record. NCBI's taxonomy places the organism in Eukaryota, Metazoa, Arthropoda, Insecta, Diptera, Muscidae. The transcript has 6 exons. Gene Ontology annotation, molecular function: G protein-coupled acetylcholine receptor activity; G protein-coupled serotonin receptor activity. Gene Ontology annotation, cellular component: synapse; membrane; dendrite. The coding region runs from base 1342 to 4611 and encodes 1089 amino acids. Gene Ontology annotation, biological process: adenylate cyclase-inhibiting G protein-coupled acetylcholine receptor signaling pathway; chemical synaptic transmission; G protein-coupled receptor signaling pathway, coupled to cyclic nucleotide second messenger.
GUGCUAGCGUGUGUGUGCGUUAGCCAUUCACAAUAUAAUCGAAAACUGUUACAACAGCAACACCACCAGCCGUGGCAGAAGUUAAGACUAGCAACAGUCAGUCCGUCUUCGCCUGUCGAGGUGUACGAACGUUAGCUGCGGGUCUCCUUGCAAAAGUUGCCAACCACUACAACAGGGAAAAAAGGAUAUUUUGCCCAUCUAAUACCAACAUUUGUAGACCAAAUAUUAACUAACUGAAUGGCAGAGAUGUGAAUGCGUGUGUAUUUGUGUGUGCGUGCGUGUGAGAGUUUUGCAACAGUGUUGGUGGUUCACCAAAGCAAAUCCAAGAAGUACAAAGAAGAGUUCUUGCUGCAUUGUUGCCUCCAGAAAGUAAAGAACUCGAAGUGUUAAACACAAAACUGUUGAAUUGGUUAUUGUUGGGAAUUGUUAAUUUGCGAAUGGUAAAAAAGAUGAAAAAUAGAAAGGGAGUGAAGUGAACGAACCAAACAUUGAUAGAAAGAAAAAAAAAAAGAAACGGGAAUUGUAAAUUGUGUUAAAACGUAGAAAAAAAAAACAAAAUACAAAGUGCUACAAUUCCAAAGCUUCAUAUCUUGGCCGCACAGCCUUAGGCUUCCUUCUGUGUAUUUGCCCCGUUAGCCCCGUAGACUUUGACGGAAAUUGUGCCUGAUUUGUUAAGCGGAAACGGAAAUCGAAACAUUUUGAAAUUAUUUGUAACGGGAAACAGUGUCGAAUUCGAUUUUAAUGCGACAAAAAAGACAUCACCAGGACCCAGAAACCAGGUGUCCUCGUCUUGUUCUCUCUCUCCUUACCACUUUCAGUCAAUGCCAUUGCCCCAGUUAAAGUGGUGGGAGUUUUACAUUUUUAUGGUUACUGUGAUAAGGUUGAUGUUCGAAUUGUGAAAAUAAAAAUAUUUAUAGAUUUGUAAAAAUGUUGUUUUUGUCGUCAUCGUCCACAUCAUCGACGUUGUUGUACUUGUUGUUGCUGUCUAAAUGUCGCAGUCAAUUCAUGUGGAACUCAGUGAAGAACCUUUAAAACUUUGCUCUUGGCAUUCGUUUAUUUUGGGAAAACCAACCAAUACUGAUACCGUUACCAAUACACAGACAUUGAACAACAUAAUCACCUAUUACGAGCAGCAUCAGCAGCAUCAUAACGACCGCCAGCAACAGCAGCAGUAGGAGCAACAGUUUUUGAAUCGAACAGUCCAUGUGUCUUUUCCUUAUUCACUAAACUGGGAUUCCUUUGUGCUAAUGCUCGCUACUCCGUAAUCUUAAUGACAAUAUUACAAAAUAAUAAAAACAAACAUUUGGCAAUGAACGGAAAACGGUGAAAUCAAACAGAAUCAUGAAAACUUCCGGUGCAAUAAAUGAAAUGGAGGAUUUUGAUAUUGCCUCAGGUGAAAUCGAUAAUAAAACAGAUCCAAUUUACUCAAUUAAGCCGGACUUUAUAACACAAUGGCGCCUUAAAAAGGAACGUGAAAAUCUCUGCCGUUCGAUUUACAAUCGUUUUGUCGAACAUAACGAAUGUAAACGUCUGCUCAAAGCAGCCCAAUUGUAUCGGCCGUAUAUUGGAGAAAAUGGUGAAUUGAAUCUGUGGACCACUGAUGAUUUGGAGCGUUUGGCUGCCUAUGUGAAUGGCACGUCGACGGCAACAACAAAUAGUACAAGUUUAUAUGGAAACAUUGGCACAGAGACCGAAGGUCCGGCCUUGGUGUUGCCACCAUUUGAGUUGUGGCAAACGAUAGCGAUUGCUGUGUGUUUGGCCAUAUGCAUCAUUUUGACAGUGGGUGGUAAUAUUUUGGUCCUGCUGGCAUUUAUUGUCGAUCGAAAUAUACGACAGCCGAGCAAUUAUUUUAUUGCAUCGCUGGCGGCCACGGAUAUGCUGAUAGGCACCGUCUCCAUGCCCUUCUACACCGUCUACGUUCUCAUGGGCUAUUGGGAUCUGGGCCCACUGCUAUGCGACCUCUGGCUUUCGGUGGACUACACAGUGUGUCUGGUUUCCCAGUACACGGUGCUACUCAUAACCAUCGAUCGCUAUUGUUCGGUGAAAAUUGCUGCCAAAUAUCGGAGCUGGCGCACCAAGCGUCGCGUGAUUUAUAUGGUUACCAUAACCUGGAUUAUUCCGGCCCUGCUCUUCUUCAUUUCCAUUUUUGGUUGGGAACAUUUUACGGGCAAGCGAGAUCUGCUGCCCGGCCAGUGUGCUGUACAGUUUCUCAAGGACCCGGUCUUUAAUACGGCCCUCAUCAUCGGUUAUUAUUGGACAACCCUGAUUGUGCUGUUCGUCUUGUAUGGCGGAAUUUAUAAGACCGCCUAUGAAAUGCAAAAACGUAGUGAAGCCAAGCAGCGGAAAAUGCAAUCAAUGGUUGCUCUUAGUGCGGGGGCCAUGUCCGGCAUGGCGGGACAUGCGGCGGGAAUUGGUGCCAUUGAGGAGAAAAUUUUGAAAACCAAAGUGGAGUUAAGCGGCUCACAGGACAAGGAUGGCUGUGAGCAGCAGAUUUCGGCCACCAAACGGGGUUCAGGGCAGGCCAACCCAUUGGCCCAGGCUUUGGUUGAAACAAAGGCUGCCGAGGAACAACGACGCAUCUCUGAGGGCAAGGUCAACAAGGGUUCGAAAAACGACUCCGGUGAGGUGGAGAAGAGUGAACGUUCCAGCAGUCCGGCCUUUGAUUCGGAUGAGGAGAGUUCCGUCAAUCAGGCCCAACAGCUGAUGCAACAGCAGCAGCAGCAAAAAGUGGCCAAUUUGCGUAAACGUUCUUCCAUUGGCCUGGUAUUUGGAGCCCAGGCGGCGCUAAUAGCCACACGCAGCAAAGGUAUGUGUACACCCACCUCCAAGUCCAGUGAAGCCAUGGCUGCCCUCUCAUCUGGGGCCAGUUCUCCCCAUCCCAGUCAGAAAAUUGAAAGAACCCAAAGCAAAGAGGAACUGAGUCGCCCAGCAGCAUCGGCCUCGGAUAAAAUGAAAAGGACCUCCUGUGCCACCCUAUCCCAGAUUGUUGAAACAGAACGCCAGUCCGAGGCCGUAAGGUCCUCAACCUCACCUCCAUCCUCCCACAAUAAAUCCAAAGUCCCCCCAGAUGAAUCCCCACUGUCUCCGGUGAAUUUGGCACCGAUUGUGGUGCCACGUGAACAGGUUCAACCCGGUUUGGUGCAUGCCAUUCUCCCUCCGCCGGAACAGUUUCAGUGCAGCUCCCUGCUCUCGGACGGUUCGGAAAAUCCCAGCAGUAACAGUGAAUUGCAUUUGACCUAUGAUGUGAUGGCCAAUAAUUCGGAAUUGCGUUUUAUGGACGAAAGUUCCAUAGCAAUGGCCUCGCCCACCUAUACCUAUAACAAUGGCGGUAUCGCAGGUUCCCAAGCACCCAAAACCACUGCUGUCACCACCAACACCAACGGCAGUGCCAUGACAACAAAUAAACUCCCAAGUGCCGGCAAUGCUGGGCAUGCCAAACAAAUGGCCAGCAGUCCCACGCUGUUGAGUCAGGCUUUGCAAAAAGUUGCUGCCCAAGCCAAGACCACAGCUGCAACCCCCACUCAACAAGUUGACGACAAUAAUCUCGACCCCAACAUUCAGUCCACCACCUCUGCCAAUACCACCGAAAUCAACUUUAAUCUCCCCCAUUCCCCUCAUCCAACCGGCAGCGAUGUUGAAAUUGAAAAACAUUUACUUAUUUCCUAUACAGGUCUGGAGGACUUUGAGAGGGUGCGUCGGGAGAGUUGCAUCGAUGCCAGCAGUCUGAUGUUUCCACGGCAUCACAGUGCCGAUGCGGGGCUAUUGAAAUAUACUUCAAUAACCACACAAAGCAAUGGCAGCAAAACAGCGGCAGCGGCGGCGGCGACGACAAAGAUGACAACAACAAAGGCGUCACCCGCUGCAACCCCCUCCUCCUCCUCAGUGGGAGACAAACGUGGCCGAACCACCACCACCACCAAGAACAAUAAUAAUAACAACAACAACAAUCAUUGUGGGACAACAAUCAGCAGUACGGCAGCACCAACCAGCAGCGUGACCACAGCAACAACAACAACAACAACGCAGCACCACCCACCUGUGGUCACCUCCAAGAGUCUGGACAAAAUCGAUGAACGAGAAACUUCAGACACCACACAAAAAAUGGCUUCCACAUCGGGUACAAGUUCGGGUUCGGGUACCACCACCCAACCGCCGGCACCGCAGCGCCAAUCCUCUUCCCUAAAGCUACAAAAGAAACCCCAUCCCCAUCAUCAUUUACAGCAUGCCGCCUCCAGCGGUAGUCGCAGCUCCAGCAAACGGGAUUUCAUGCAGUCGAUUAGCAAACAUUUCAAAAGUAAAAAGGCCACCAUACCCCUGGUCAUUGGAGUGGGUCGACAGAAAUCGAAAUCGGAGAAUAGGGCACGCAAGGCCUUUCGCACCAUUUCGUUUAUCCUGGGCUGUUUUGUGGCCUGUUGGACGCCCUAUCAUGUGCUGGCCCUGGUCGAGGGCUUUUGCCGGAACCCGCCCUGCACCAACGAGCACCUGUACAUGUUUUCCUAUUUCCUCUGCUAUGCCAACAGUCCCAUGAACCCGUUCUGUUAUGCCCUUGCCAAUCAGCAAUUCAAAAAGACAUUUACCCGGAUACUCAAAGGAGAUUGGCACAUGACCUAAACGAGGUGAGGCAAGGCAAGGCAAGGCGAGGCGAGGAGAGGAUGUGAUGAAGAGAAGGCCUUUGAACCACAUUGUUGUUAUUCUUUUUUUCAUUGAUAUUUUUGUUGUUUUUCAUAUGAGGAAAUAUGAAAAAAACCCAAUACACAUGAGCUUCUUCUUCAUGGACACUAACAAUGAAUUAACAGACACACACACGCACACAACUUUAUGCAUAUCUUCCAGACACACACACACACAAACACACGAGAGAAACUACUUAAAAAGGUGUGUUUUUCAUGUAGAUUUGUUGGGAUGUAAAGGCGAGUGUUUUCUGAUUAUCCACAUAAAAUGAAUUAUUGAUUUUUGUGACAUAACGUCUAUAAUUUGCUUAUCUACAAAACUUGGAUAAAAAAAUAUCCAACUUUUAUGUAUAAUAUUACCCAUCUACUGUGGACAUAAUGGUCCACAUUCUGUGAAUAAAAAAAUAUCUACAUUAUGCGAAUAACUAAUUUUAAAUAUUAUCCACAAUGCGUGGAUAAAAAAUUAUCUACAUUAAAUGGAUAAGUUAUUCAAAAAUAUAUACACGUUUUGUGGAUAAAAAUGUAUCUGCAUUAUGUGGAUACCAAAUUAUCCACGUAACAUGGAUACAAAAAAUAUCCAAGUAAAGUGGAAAAAAAAUUAUCCACACAGUGCGGGGAAAAAAUAUCCACCUUUUAGCGUUAAAAAUAUUCACUAUACAGAGUGAGACAAAAAAACUGCAACAAAGACAACAUUUUACAUUUUCAUACCCUCCACCAUACUAUGGAGGGUAUAUUAAUUUUGUCAUUCCGUUUGUAACUCCUCGAAAUACUCAUGUCAGACCCAACAAAGUAUAUAUAUUCUUGAUCAGCGUAAAAUUCUAAGAUGAUUUAGCCA